AGGUGCAGUUCGCGUGCGUCGCGCCAAUUAGAGCUAGGAAGAGCUCGAAUAACGCUUGCCUCUCUCUUUUUAUCCAUCCAACAGGUCAUAGGUAAACACUUCACUCUACCACAGCCCGCGACACAGACGUCAGACAGAAGGAAAGCAAACCGUGAACACAGCCGUUACGAUGUGGCUGGUGAAUAGCGUGAAGAGUCUGAGGUCUCCUCGGGAGGGGUUGCCCGGUCGCCCGUUCGAGGCUGAUGGAAGGCCGCGGUGUACCAACGUGCUCACCCCCGAGACCAUUCCGGAGUUUCUUAUCCCUCCUACGGAGUUGCCCUCGCGGAAGCGCAGCGAUAGUGGCUCCAACGACUCGGAGGCGGCUUACGGGCUCCUUCCCGGGGAGGAUAGACUCCUACCGCCGGGCUCUCUUCCAGGGUACGCUCCUGAUUCAGACGCUUGGAGCUACGUUACCCCGCCCCGCUCUCCUGCCGUGUCGCCCUACCGUGCCCGGCGGGCAGGAGUGGUGACCGCCCCCGCCGACGCAGACUCCUGGGGCGCGCCCGGGCAAGACGCUUCCGAGAUGGACAACAACGCCGACCCCCUAUCCCGUAUGGGCAUGACUCUACAGCAUCUCGGACGCACCCGUACAGCGUACGGCUUUACCACCCUCACCCAGUCCCCCACAACCAAUAGAAAAGAGUCGCUAUACUUCCACAACGGAAGGUCCGGUAAGAAGCAGCGUGGGUCGAGCCCACUGGUCAUCACGCCCGAGUCGGACUCAGACAGCGGGUGGUCUCAGCAUCAGCAGCGGCGCAGCACCGGCUCAACCGGGGGGAGCGUAUUCUACAACCCCAGCUCCUCCGAGUCGUCACCCGUCUCAUCCCCGGCGUCUUCCCGCUCCAGACGUAGCUCCGGCGACGCCAGCUCCCUCGGUAAGAAGUCUCCCAAGGCGCCCAAGUACGUGCGGCGGCAGAGGUUCCACACCCGGCGGCGCUCCUCGCUUGCCGUGCCGAUCGACUUCUCGUCCACGGAGCCGAGCUCGACCGAGCCCAGCCCGAAUGUGCCCCGCAAGACCAGCCCGUGGGGAGGGGGGCACCUGCCCACCAGGCCACGCAGCAACUCGCUACAGGUCCCGACAUUCACACCGUACGCCCUACGGGAGUCCAACGGGCAGGAUAGACCAGUAGACCACUACCUGGGGGAACUCAAGUUCGCCAUCGAAUUCGUCAAGAGAGGCAGACAACUGAAGGUGUCAAUCAUCAAGGCAGAGAGUCUAGGUGGCCACAAACACGCCAAGAACAACAUCAACAGCUACAUCCGGCUGUACCUGCUGCCCGGUAAGGUGGGGCGACAGCAGACACGGACAGUCAAACACACCAGGAACCCCAUCUUCAACGAGGAGUUCUACUUCGGUGGACUAGGUCUACAGAUGCUGAACGACAUGAAGCUGCGCAUGAAGGUGUUCAGCAAGACUCCGCACCUGCGCAGAGACGAGCUGCUGGGGGAGGUGCAGGUGGUGCUGGGUACCCUGGACCUGAGUCACGAGAACCGCCUCUGGAGAAAUCUAGAGCCCAAAACUGAAGCGGAGGACCUGGGCAUGCUGAAUGUGUCUCUCUGCUACCAGCCCAGAUCAGAAAACCUCAUCGUUACCGUCAUCAAGGCCGAGGGGAUGCCGAGAAACAACAUCUUAACUCCACCUGAUCCCUACGUGAAAAUCGUCCUGUCCGGCGCCGACGGUGGCGAAGAUGACGUCAGACAAACCCGCAUCAGAAGGAAGACGAGCAACCCCGUCUUUAAGGAGGCCUUCAGUCUCCACAUCCCUCACCAGGAGGUCAAGUCCGUCAGCGUCACCGCCACCGUGUACGACCACGCCCGAAUCAUCUCCGACGGCGUCAUCGGCCAAGUUCGGUUCGGAGCCACGGCGACGGAGCUAAGCGAGAUCGAGCAUUUCCGGAGAGCACUGGAUCAAGAGAACCAGCCAAUCGCCUUCUGGCAUAAUCUCAUGGAAAUGGAGUGACUUUGAAAAAAGCAGGUGUUACCACGUUGAAGUUGCCACGGUGAUCGCUACCGUUCUCCUACAAAAUGACUUUUUUUUAUGAAAUAUCAUCUGUCCUGUGACCAGAUAUCCAGCAAAAUAAUUUACGGGAACUUCU
This is a messenger RNA of Branchiostoma floridae (Florida lancelet), 2135 nucleotides long. RefSeq names its product C2 calcium-dependent domain-containing protein 4C-like. NCBI's taxonomy places the organism in Eukaryota, Metazoa, Chordata, Leptocardii, Amphioxiformes, Branchiostomatidae. The transcript has 6 exons. The record is from RefSeq and is a predicted model, not a curated record. The coding region runs from base 170 to 1999 and encodes 609 amino acids. Gene Ontology annotation, cellular component: membrane.